AAAGUUAUAAAAAGACCACCUGCAGGAUUUUCACUCGCUGGUAAUCUCAGCUGCUUGACUCCGCCCCUUCCUGUCUGGGAGGCUCCUGUCAGCCCUCCAUCACUUUCCCUUUACACGCCUCCCUGCAGCCGAAUGAGCAGGUGACUGUGGAUUUACCCUCGAACGCUGAGGAAGAAGAUUUUAAAUUACUGAAGAUCAUUUUCUUUUUUCAAUCAUGUUCUGAUUGGAUUUAUUAAAGCACCAGUGAGUCAUGGCUUUGUUAAUGUUCUCCCCUGUGAAGACGGCUGUGUAGUAGAUCUCCACCAGUUUCAUUUCCAAUUCCAAAACAACUUGCAAGACAACUGUGCCAACAUGAUGAAGAAGCAAGUGGAGGUCAGGAUGGACGAGAGCCACCUGGAGCCCAUCGUGGAGAAUCCCGAGAGCAUGUGUAGCAGCUUCUGUGACAAAGUCAUGAAGCACAUGGUUCUCACCCUCACCAUCCUCGGUGUGUUUCUGGGCUCCAUCGCUGGAAUGCUGCUGCGGCACAUCUCUCCUCUGCCCGCUGAUGUCAUCAUGAUCAUCGCCUUCCCGGGGGAGAUCCUCAUGAGGAUGCUGAAGAUGCUGAUCCUGCCCCUUGUGGUUUCCAGUCUGGUCACAGGACUCGCCGGGUUGGACGCCAAAUCCAGCGGGCGCCUGGGCACCAGGGCCAUGGUGUACUACAUGUCCACCACGGUGAUCGCAGCCAUCCUGGGGGUGAUCCUGGUGCUGCUCAUCCACCCCGGGAACCCCAAGCUGAAGGCCAACCUCGGGCAGGGCAAGAAGAACGACGACGUGUCCAGCGUUGACGCCUUCUUCGAUCUCAUCCGGAAUCUGUUCCCGGAGAACCUGGUGCAGGCCUGUUUUCAGCAGGUAGGAGUCUCACCCACCAAGUCAAGUCUGAUUCAUUUGCCUCUCGCCACCAACUGCUUUCUUUUUUUAAUUUCGCUUCUUGUCCAGAUCCAAACCGUGGUUACUAAAGUACCAGUGCCCACCAACAGGACCAAGGCACCCCCACAGUUCACAGUGAAAAGGGCGCUGCAGUUCAAGAGUGGGAUGAAUGUCCUGGGUCUCAUCGGGUUCUUCGUGGCGUUCGGAGUCAUUAUGGGCAAAAUGGGAGAAAAGGCCAAGAUGAUGUUGGAGUUCUUCAACGUCCUGAACGAGAUCGUUAUGAGGCUCGUCGGUGCGAUCAUGUGGUACUCCCCGUUCGGUAUCGCCUGCCUCAUCUGCGGAAAGAUCAUCUCCAUCGCCGACCUGGAGGUGGUGGCGAGGCAGCUGGGGAUGUACAUGGUCACCGUCAUCGUGGGCCUCAUCAUCCACGGGGGCAUCUUCCUCCCGCUGAUAUAUUUUGUGAUAGUAAGACAGAACCCCUUCACGUUCUUCAUGGGAAUAUUCCAGGCUUGGGUGACCGCGCUCGGAACAGCGUCCAGUGCCGGCACCCUGCCCGUCACGUUCCGCUGCCUGGAGGAGAACCUGGGCAUUGACAAGCGGGUGACGCGGUUCGUGCUCCCCGUGGGCGCCACCAUCAACAUGGACGGCACCGCGCUCUACGAGGCCGUGGCGGCCAUCUUCAUCGCUCAGAUGAACGGGAUCCAGCUCGACUGGGGACAGAUCAUCACCGUCAGUAUGACAGCCACCCUGGCCAGUGUGGGAGCAGCCAGUAUCCCCAGUGCGGGCCUCGUGACCAUGCUCCUGAUCCUCACGGCGGUGGGGCUGCCCACUCAGGACAUCAGCCUCCUGGUGGCUGUCGACUGGCUGCUGGAUCGUUUCCGGACCUCGGUGAACGUGGUGGGCGACUCGUACGGCGCCGGCAUCGUCUACCACCUCAGCAAACACGAGCUGGACUCGUUCGACGCCCAGCAGGCCCGGAUGGACGAGUUUGAGAUGGCAAAGACACAAUCCUUCUAUGAAAAUAACAGCAACCAGAAUGUAUACACUAACCACAACUCAAUCUUGAUAGACGACUGCAAGGUCACCAUGGGGAAAAAUGGCAAGACUACAGACUUCUCUCUUGUUGAGGAGGAACCAUGGAAAUGCCAGAAAUAAAGCAGACUCAGAAGCUGCUGCGCCUUACCCUGAGUUCCACCAUCUUUUACUCCUCUGCUGACGCAACUAGAAACAAAACUACAACCAAAAAAUAUAUAUAUUUAUGUCAUAUACAAAACGAAGACAAAUGUAAUUAGCAGAGUCAACAGUUCUGCGAGAUCAGAACAAACAGUCGGACAUUUGUUUUUUUUGUUUUUUGGUCAGUGACCCGUGCGGGGAGCUACUGGAACAAACCACUCGAGACUCACCAACCUGUACUAGAUCUUUUGCAUUUGCGCUACCUGGACACAAACUGCAUUGAGCGGGUCACGCACUCGUUCCGGAAGAAUAAAAAACCCUUGCUUGACAACACUCAGGGCCUUACUCGGUGCUGCUUCGAGAGCAUGGGAGGAGUGAACAGUGCUUCACGAGGCAUUAUGAUGUAAGUGCAAGAAGGUUAAAUACUGCUAUUACCUUUGACUGUUUGACUUAUGAGAUUACGCCUUGGUCGUCAUGGUCAAGCCUAAGAAGUGAAGCUUAGGGCUUAGGACCAUAAGGGGAGAAGGGGCGUGGCCUCUAAAUGUGGUAACAAACAGUACAGGAUGUUUUGCAAAGAUCUAUACAGCCGGAGGAUAGAGAACGACAAGGGUGCCCUCCCUGUUAUGUAUUUAUUGACGUAUUUAUUUUUUUGUAUAUAUGUUGUUUAUGAGUGAAGCACUGCGAUUCUGUUUGUAGUAAACAAAAACAAAAAAAAACUUAACAAAAGUAUGCCUGUGUACUUGAGUUUAUGUGUUUUCCUGAGAGGGGGAGAGAGAGAGAGAGGGGGGGAGAAAGUUUGAAGGAAAGCUUGUGAUUGUGAAGUCUCUCAAACUCUCAGCAGGCCGGUGCGUUGCUCUGUUUUGUUUCAAACUGUCUGUUUCUUUGCUGUUAUACAACCUUUGCCUUGAAGACGUCAACUGCCGAGUGCAGUCGGUAUGAUUUCCGGAGAAAAGUUACUCCGGUUCAUGAAUAACAGUUUAGCAGAGGAAAUAUAAAAACAGCUUCGACCUUCCGGGCUCACUGGCCUCUGGGUGAGGACGGCUGGGCCUUCCUCACCACAUAUCAACUCGGAUUUUUAGCAGAUUUUAAAGUUUUAUUUCACACAGUAGACACAACAAGGCUUGCAAUUGCAUGUAGAGUUAAGAAGCUUCGGGUCACGUUUGUUUAGGGCUCACUAACUUCUGCCUCCAGUUCUCGUUCGGAUCAGAAGCCGUAACAACAAGGUCGUUGGAUGUUGAUGCUGUAUUUGUACAUGUUUUGAGUUUAAGUCUGUGUAACAACCUGAAUUAUUUAUUUUUCUCUUUUCAUAUAAGCGACAGCUUAUACAUUCAUGUUUAAAGUGCCUCCUUGCACUUUGUGUAUAUACUUUCUUUAGACAUAUGUAUAGAAUUUGAAUUUUUUUGCUAUGCUUAAAGUUUCUAUAAAGACUAUAGCUCUAGCUCUCUCUAUUUAAAUAUAAAUAUGUAUGUGUGUAGCAAUGUUAGUACAGUGGAAAUGUUCUUUUAAUGGGCCACUAGUUGUGAGAGGUUGUGAAAGUAGGGCGAUUUAUUUUAUAACCAUACCUUCAAUUUAUAUUUUUAAAGCAACACUGUGUAACUUUUACUGAGUAACAGCGCCCCCAUGUGGUGGCUGAGUCUGUUGGGCUCCUUGUCAGAGAAAAAUAUAAAUCUAUCAAUGUGUUGAUUGGAGCUGUGACUGCAUAUUCGCACUCACUGAACUGAAACACAAGGGAACGCUGGAGAUUACCCAUGAUCCUCGGCUUCAUGAACCAGAAGAGCUGCCGCUGUAACAAAUCCACCAAACUCUGUUAAGAAAGAAAAAGUUGCAUGUUGUUGCUUUAAGAGAAACGACUGAGCUCCAAACGGUUGUCACGGAGGAAAUCUGUCUCUUGACGACUUUGUAUUGUUGUUGAUUCAUUACAGAUGUGGUGUUUUGACGCAGUGUUGAGUGCAUGAUAAUAUUGGUGCUGGCAACUACACUUUGUCUGCAUGUCGUUGACCUCAAUGCGAUUCGCUGUUUAGCUCAAUCAUCACCUACCUGGAAAACCAAAAAUCAUCAGAACACCGUGAUUUCUGGAGGAAAGAAAAACAAUCGUAAAUCAAUUACACCAAUUUCCCAUUGAUUCCACUGGUCCUUUCACCAGAUCAGAAUGUGCUGUUAGUCAGCUGGCCGAGUGUGUUUAGUGUUUUCUAUGAACAGGUCCAGUUGUACAAUCUUUAGGAAAUAAAAGUUGUGUUUUCUAUCGUUUCUCUUUGUUUCUAUGCACAUAUUGGUCCCAGUACGUUUUCAACACCUCCUCUUGUGUCGGACUUUCAUUGUGACGCACAACUUCUUUCUGACGUUGACUAGACUACAAGCUAAUGACGACAACAGAGCACAGAAACAUUUCUCAGGCUGAGCGGACUGGAAACGUGUACAUGUUUUAAUACCUGUGUGUGUGUAAAUAUUAAUGGGAACAAAUAAACGUUUAUUGAAUGAG
Molecule: messenger RNA, 4558 nt
Organism: Platichthys flesus (European flounder)
Lineage: Eukaryota; Metazoa; Chordata; Actinopteri; Pleuronectiformes; Pleuronectidae
Product: excitatory amino acid transporter 2-like
Exons: 10
Coding region: 352-2061 (569 amino acids)
Biological process (GO): L-glutamate transmembrane transport
Cellular component (GO): plasma membrane
Molecular function (GO): glutamate:sodium symporter activity; L-glutamate transmembrane transporter activity; neutral L-amino acid transmembrane transporter activity
Source: RefSeq, a predicted model, not a curated record